UUUACAGUCCGUUUCUGUGCGUUGAGCUCUCAGAGCCACCGUACAUUUCAGAGCAGCAAACUAAAAGCGAAAGUGUGAGGGAAGAGAUAAAUUUUGCUGAGAGCAUUGUCGUGAGAGGAGAAGUGUCACAACCAUCUGUUACCGUAACUCCCUCAUUUAAAAAGCGCACAGGAGGUGUUGCACAUAGGGUUUAAAGUGUCAAGCAGCACCAUCUUUAGCCUUGAGAAGAUUCAUGUGGAAGAUGAGAGACCAGCGUAAUAUUUUCCUUCUCACCUACAUGGUGGCUCUUGCAGCUCCUCUUUCUUUGGCUUUCAACAUUGAUGCAAUAAAUCCCGAUGUCUAUGCUGGUGAAAAGAAAGAUUUCUUUGGAUACAAAGUGCUUCAGUUCACGUCUGGCACAGACAAAGGGAUAAUCGUCACUGCGCCGCUGCAGCUCAAUGGAUCUGGAGGAGUAUGCAGACCUUACAAAAACCAAAGCACCCAGUGUUUCAAUGCUGAAGACAUUACUAUGAAAGACGAAACGUUACCAGUGAAGCUCCUCGGCCUGUCGAUCGCCGCAGACUCCACAAGCUCCCAGUUCAUUGUUUGCAGCCCAAGUGUAGCCCAUGAAUGUAAUGAAAACUCCUAUCUGAACACUGUGUGUUACAAGAUGACAUAUAGUCUUCAGACAAUCUCCUCUUUCACUCCUGCUUUCCAAGAAUGUACCAAAAAGACAGUGGACCUUGUCUUUCUUGUUGAUGGAUCAGGCAGUAUGACCGGAACUGAGUUCAACAAAAAUAAAGAUUUCAUAGUGGAUUUAAUGGCCAGCCUUAAGAACACAUCAUUCAAGUUCUCAGCAGUUCAGUUCUCCUCAGAAUCCAGGACGGUAUUUGACUUCAACGACUAUCAAGAUGGCAGCGCUCUUAAAAAACUAAAGAAAGAACCCCACAUGGAGGAUCUGACCAACACACAUGGAGCCCUCGAAUUUGUGAUGAUAAAUAUCUUGGAAAACCUAACUGCAGGUGCCUCUCCUGAUGCAAUUAAAGUUCUGGUAAUGAUCACAGAUGGCGAGCCCAGUGACAGAGACAAUGGGAUUAUUAAAAAAUAUGAUGAGAAACAGAUCAUUCGCCUUGUCAUUGGGGUCAAAUACGCUCAGUUAGAAAAAUUCACAGCCAUUGCUUCAAAACCAGCAGACCAAUAUGCCUUUAAAAUCGAGGACUACAACGGACUGAAAGGAAUACUGGAAAAGUUUCAAAAAAGGAUUUUUAAAAUGGAAGGCUCCAGUGUGGCUCGAGGAGGAGACUUGAAGGAGGAAAUGGCUCAGAGUGGAUUCAGUGCUGUCUUCUAUAACAAUACGUUGAUCCUGGGUUCAGUGGUCUCAAAGAGCUGGGGGGGCUAUCUCCAAGAGAUCCAUGAAGGAAAAGAAACAAAAAUUGAAGAUCUACCAAUGAAGAAGGACUCUUUCAUGGGAUACUCCAUCUCUGUUGGCAAGAGGGACAAUGCUUCUCUAUACUUUGCGGGUGCACCAAGAUUUGAGCACACAGGACAGGUCCUACUUUUCAGUCGUGAUGGUGGUAAUUGGGCCGCAGCCCAAUCACUAAAUGGUACCCAGAUUGGCUCCUACUUUGGUGCAGAGCUGUGCUCAGUAGAUAUAGACUCAGAUGGUAACACUGACUUCCUGUUGGUGGGAGCUCCCCUGUUCUAUCAGCCCCAUGAGGAGAAAGAAGGCCGGAUCUAUGUCUACAUACUGUCUGAGGAGAUGCAACUGGAAAUUGUACUAAAUGUGACAGCAUCCAUGGGCAGAUUUGGCACCACCAUUUCCAGCCUUGCGGAUCUUAACGGAGACGAACUCCGAGACGUUGCUGUUGGGGCCCCCCUUGAGGAUGAUAACAGAGGGGCUGUGUACAUCUACCUUGGUGACAGACACAAUGGCAUACGCAGCACUUUCAGCCAGAGAAUCAUGGGACAGGAAAUAAGACCUGAGAUGAGAUUCUUCGGACAGGCCAUUGAUGGGCGCAUUGACCUCGGAGAGGAUGGACUUCCAGAUAUUUUGAUCGGAUCACAGGGCAUGGCUGUUGUCUUAAGGUCCCGUCCUGUCUUCAACGUCACCGCACAUCUCUCUUUUCUUCCUAAGGAAAUAAGCACUGAGGAGAUUAACUGUGUGGACAAAACAGAUGAAAGUUUACCCAUGGGGAUCUUACAAGUCUGCUUUGAAAUGGUAGAAAGCACAAAGAGCAAAGCCGACGUGAUGAGCUCAGGACUGAACAUCUCAUACAUGCUUAAUGUGGAUCCAGUGAGACAAACCUACCAAGGUUUCUUUGGAAAUGACAAGAAAGCCUGGAGUCUUACUUCCACCUGCAACCUGACGGCUAAUGAAACUUGCUUCCAGUACCCUGUCAACAUGCCUAAAUGUCUGAAAGACGCUUUUUCACCCAUCACCAUCAAAUUCAACUUUUCCCAAGUCGACAGUGAGAGUGCGAGUGCCGUCCUGAACGUGGACAGCAGCAGGUCGGCUAGUGUUGAGGUUCCCUCUUAAAAGCAAUGUGCAAAAAACAACAACUGUGUUGCUGAGCUCGAGGUGGAUUUCAUGUACCCCCAAACUUUCGUCCCAUCCAGUGCAAACCCGUCCUCAUCCUCAUCAUCAUCAUUCGUCACCAUCUCCUUCGUCCUCAGCAUCCUCAGCUUUGUCCUCAGCUUCAGCUUCACAGCAUCAGCACCAGCAUCCACAGCAUCAGAUCAGCUUCAGGCCAGGUGUUUAAGCUUGCCUGAAGAAAAGUGAUUAAUUUACUGCGAUGCUUAAUUGAGAUUAAAGUAGAUUAUAUAAGUUUAUAAUUAAAAAAGAAACUAACAAAAUAAUCUAAACAAAACAUACCCUCCUUUGAUAGUCAACAAUUUCAAUAAAACUUUUGAGGAGUGGUCGGCCAAAUCAGUGGACAUUAAAAAUAAAAUUAAACAAGUGGCAGAAUAGUGACAGAAAUCUUUGGCAUUUCAUGAAAUAUUAAAUGAUCAACAAGCUGAAUUUCAAGUAUUUGUGUUCAAACCCUUUUCCAAAAUGUAUUGACUGCUCCAUUAUACGAUAAUUCAGAAGCUUUGACGUCAAACUGUCCUGUGAUAAAACAGGAAUCACAUACAAAAGGACAAAUGUGUGAGACAUGAGAUUCAACCAAACGUUUCAGAGUUGACAGCUGAAAGAAAACAAUUUAAAAGUUAUUCUGCCACAAUUUCCUUCAUAAUAAAAUUAAAAACAAUAAGUAGAGUGUUGUAAAUUCAGCUAAAUAGAUCCCUGUAACCUGGGUAUGAACCAGAAUCACAUGUUUAAGCAUGCAGCCCUCAUCUUUAGCCUCUCAGUAAUUCCUUAUUAUAUUUUUAGUUAGUUCUCGCCUGUAGGGAAUGAUCUCUGACCUGUUAAUGGAUAAGCCUAGAACAUGGGUCUUUGUCUUUCUGCACGAGGCAUGUUUUUUAUGGAUACACCAUUUCAUUUGUGUUGUAUGCUUGGACACAUGCAGUUGUGUCCGGCUGAACCACGAGAUUUGGGAUGUUGUUUUGCCUUGGGUCGCAACCUCCCUAUAUAAUGUGUGCUCGACUCCUGCAAAGGCAGACUUUCACUAUUGGUUUGUGAUGUCUCCGGGUAUACCAUGGUAUCCGUCUGACCUGUGAAACUUCUGUGUAAUAAACAUUAUUAUACUUGUAA
Molecule: messenger RNA, 3670 nt
Organism: Limanda limanda (common dab)
Lineage: Eukaryota; Metazoa; Chordata; Actinopteri; Pleuronectiformes; Pleuronectidae
Product: integrin alpha-L-like
Exons: 19
Coding region: 233-2515 (760 amino acids)
Biological process (GO): cell-cell adhesion; cell-matrix adhesion; cell adhesion mediated by integrin
Cellular component (GO): external side of plasma membrane; integrin complex
Molecular function (GO): integrin binding
Source: RefSeq, a predicted model, not a curated record